CCUGAGUAAAGCCAUUCACGUGAGACACUGCAAAUCACCCACCCCAUAUGGAUGAUCAGCUUCUCCUCUCCUGAACUCAACAAAAUGUCCAGAAGAAAGCGUUCUUCACAAGUUAUCUGGUGACUGGUACUUUCCUAAAAUGGGGAAACGGCUUAUAGUAGCUUUUGGCCUUUGGGCCAUAGGUGGUCCACUUGGAUUACACCAUAUAUAUUUGGGCCGAGACAGCCAUGCCUUGCUUCUGAUGCUUACUUUAGGAGGUUUUGGAAUGGGGUGGAUGUGGGACUUCUGGAAGAUUCCACGACUUGUCUCCCAAGUAAAUAAGCAAGAAAAAAAAGGAAACAACAAGUUAAAAGAAGGAACACCACCAGCAAGCUCUAUUCGUUUCAUGGCACAGGUUACUACUGGCAUUUAUUUUGGUCUAGUGGCAGCUAUUGGAUUAUCUUCCCUUACCAGUUACUAUGUGAUCGCUCUGCCACUAGCUGUUGGUCUAGGAGUCCAUCUUGUUGCGACUGUAGGUGAGCAAACCUCUAACCUGAAGAACACACUGGUAGCUGCAUUCAUGACUUCACCAAUUUUUUAUGGCCGUGCUGUCUCCAUGAUCCCAAUCAGCCUCACUGCAAGCAUCACCUCUCAGCAACACCGGCAAUAUCGACGACAGCAACAGAAAGAUGAAAAUCUCAGCUUACGUCUAUACCGCAUUGGGCUAGCCUACCUAGCUUUCACUGGCCCACUGGCUUAUAGUGCUCUUAUAAAUACAAGCCGCACUAUUAGCUAUGUGGCCGGAUGUAUUGGGUCUCUGCUUGAUUGGCUGAGCUUUUUCCCCAGCCUGAGUGCAAUGGUGGAAAGAAUCCUCUUGCUGCCAUACAGAGCCUGGGGGCUUUUUACAGGAGGAGGUUUUCAUGAUAAUAACUUCAAACAAUGGGAAAAAAUCUAUGAAUUUGUGGCAAGUUUCCAGAAUGUAAAGGAGGAGAUGGCCUGCAAGAUUCUAGGAGUGAACUCUGAUGCCACCAUAGAAGAAAUAAGCCACCAUUAUCGAGACCUUGUAAAGGUUUGGCACCCAGAUCACAACAGGCAUCGCCCUGCAGAGGCUGAAAAGCAUUUUCUUGAAAUUCAGGCAGCUUAUGAAACUCUCAUUCAAAUUCUGAAAAUGAAAAAUCGUGGACAAUAAGAACUGUUCAACUAUGUCCUGUCAAUAGCUCAGCAACAGGUGAAUGGAGACAACCUGUAUUACAUACAUUCUCUGUUCUAACUGCUCCCAGGCAAAAAGUCCAAAAAAUAAAGUUCACAUGAACUGUGAUAACAAA
Molecule: messenger RNA, 1304 nt
Organism: Bufo gargarizans (Asiatic toad)
Lineage: Eukaryota; Metazoa; Chordata; Amphibia; Anura; Bufonidae
Gene: DNAJC22
Product: DnaJ heat shock protein family (Hsp40) member C22
Exons: 2
Coding region: 140-1168 (342 amino acids)
Biological process (GO): endocytosis
Cellular component (GO): plasma membrane; early endosome
Source: RefSeq, a predicted model, not a curated record